AUGGAAUCUAAGUUAGGGUGGAGCACCCCUGUGAGCCAACUACGAGAGGCCAGUGACAUGCUCAAAACAGAAAAAGAAAAGAAAGGGAAAAAACAGAUCACUGCCAGAGAGAAAGCUGCCGGACCUCCCGGUUGGCGCGCGACUAAGUUGAUCGGAGAGGCAAAGAGACCACUGGAGGCCCUGGCAGCCACGCGUCUGGCGACGGUCGCCGUCAUGCAGCCCUGGAACUAG
Messenger RNA from Penicillium chermesinum, 231 nucleotides. RefSeq lists its product as uncharacterized. Bases 1 to 231 code for a protein of 76 amino acids. NCBI's taxonomy places the organism in Eukaryota, Fungi, Ascomycota, Eurotiomycetes, Eurotiales, Aspergillaceae. The record is from RefSeq and is a predicted model, not a curated record. The transcript has a single exon.